Ochotona princeps (American pika) is the source of this 907-nucleotide messenger RNA. It is a transcript of the gene CDK2AP1, whose product is annotated as cyclin dependent kinase 2 associated protein 1. The transcript has 4 exons. Gene Ontology annotation, cellular component: cytoplasm; nucleus. The record is from RefSeq and is a predicted model, not a curated record. Lineage: Eukaryota; Metazoa; Chordata; Mammalia; Lagomorpha; Ochotonidae. The coding region runs from base 363 to 710 and encodes 115 amino acids.
GCGCUCCCGGCGGCGCGGGGCGCGGGGCGCGGGGCGCGGCCGGGGCGGAGCCGCCCCCUGACGCCGGGCCGCCCCUCCCGGCUCCGGCCGGCGGCGCUGGCUCGGCUCAAAGUUUGCGGCCGCCUCUGCGCCCGCCGAUGUAUGGGUGAUCGACUGCGGCGGUGUCAGGGUGAGGGACGGCCAUAUUUGCCGGUGCGGCCCCAGCCGUCAACAACAAAAAGUGCGCGGGCGCUCGGCGGGCGCUCGGACGGGCGCGGGGACGCCGGGGACGCCGGGGCCGCCGUGUCGCCGCCCGGUCUCGCCGCCGCCGCCGCCCUCGCGGCCUGGCCCGGCUGCGCCCGGCGCGCCCGCCGCCCGGGGGGAUGUCUUACAAACCGAACUUGGCCGCGCACAUGCCCGCCGCCGCCCUCAACGCCGCUGGGAGUGUCCACUCAUCUUCCACCAGCAUGGCCACGUCCUCCCAGUACCGCCAGCUGCUGAAUGACUAUGGGCCCCCAUCUCUGGGCUACACCCAGGGAACUGGGAACAGCCAGGUGCCCCAGAGCAAGUACGCAGAACUGCUGGCCAUCAUCGAGGAGCUGGGCAAAGAGAUCAGACCCACCUACGCCGGCAGCAAGAGCGCCAUGGAGAGACUGAAGCGAGGCAUCAUUCAUGCGCGAGGACUGGUCCGGGAGUGCUUGGCUGAGACGGAACGCAACGCCCGCUCCUAGCUGCCUGGUCAGCUGCAAGAUGAGCGGGCACAGUUAACCCCUGUGUGGACAACAUGCGUGGUCUCAAUGGUAACCUUUGGUCUUCCUCCACGGUUCACCAGGCUCUGAACUUGCCGUCUCCAGGACCGAGAAAUUUCUGCAGUUAGAAGCAUCCAGGUCCCCGGCCCGCCCUCCCCACGCCUGCACCGGUUAGCAGG